Molecule: messenger RNA, 703 nt
Organism: Macrosteles quadrilineatus (aster leafhopper)
Lineage: Eukaryota; Metazoa; Arthropoda; Insecta; Hemiptera; Cicadellidae
Exons: 5
Coding region: 92-571 (159 amino acids)
Source: RefSeq, a predicted model, not a curated record
GUGUUACCUUAUGUCAUUUCUUCUGUAGCACCCGACUAGUCGACUUGAAUAUUUAUUGUGAUUGUAGAAGCUGGGUCUAAUAUUCUCCGGAAUGAUGCAUUCAUGGAUGAUUCCUAUCGUCUUAUCAGCUGUUUUUCUCCAGAUCAAGGAAACUGUAGCACCCUCGCUUGGUGCACCUGGCAACGUUUAUCAACUCAGUUCCGGAAGCUCUAAUGGGGGAAAGGAUAGUGUUCUGGGUCAAUCAAAUGGUAAUGAGAUGGAGGUGAAAAGGAAAAUCAUCGAGUUUCUUGAGAAGAAAGAACGGGAACGUCAUUCUAACUGUGUGCCUAAUGUGAAACUUCCGGACAACAUUUACGUCCAAAAACAGCUUGUGAGAGGAACAAACUACAUUUUCAAAUGGACCGGUUUCAAUGUGGAUUUUAAUGAGGUGAAUUGUGGUAACAUGAAUAGAAAGGAGAAUGGGGAAUGCUCAGCUACUUAUAACAUUGUUGAAUGGAAACCUUCGGAAAACAAAUUUGUCCAUGAGCCAAGUUGUAAGGAAAAGCAACAAGCAAUGACGGACCAAAAAUAGUUGAGGAUAGAGGAGAAACUAUAAUUGAUCCAAAGUAGUAAGGCUGAUAUAAGUUAUAUAUAUAUAUAUAUAUAUACAGGGUGUCCCGGAACUCUCUACCAAUAUUUUAGGGAAUUGCUCCUGGGUAAGAAA